AUGAAGAAGAGCCGCAGCGUGCUGUCGGUGUCUGGGGAAGAGGGCAGGGACGCAGACAUGCCGGGGGCUGGGGAGAAGGCCGAGUCCUCCGCAUACAGCCGCUCCUACACCUCUGGUUCCUCUCUGGGGGCCUCACUGGGAGCCACGCUGGGUGCCGAGCUGCGCCGCGGCCGAAGCAGGAGACUGUCGUCCAGUCUUCAGGUGCCCUGCUGGCUUCGCCCGCGGGACCGUACCCGCUCUCCGGAGGUCCUGAGCAACGCACCAAGGCCCACCAGCCUGCCCCUGCGUAUCCCCCCGCGGAUUUCCAUCACCCAGGCUGACUCGGACAGUUAUGAGGCAGAGAACGGAAUGUCACCAGGCCACACCCCAGUGGGCGGUCUCAGCCCUGGCCUCACCCUGCAGCCCUCCUUCCCCCAGGGCCAGAGACGGGAGUCCUUCUUGUACCGCUCCGACUCGGACUACGACAUGUCCCCCAAGACGUCCCGCAACUCCUCCCUGGCCAGCGAAGGACACACUGCAGAGGACUUCAUCGUCACCCCGUUUGCUCAGGUUUUGGCCAGUCUGCGGUCCGUCCGGAGUAACUUCACCCUCCUCGCCAAUGUCUCCACCCCUCAACUCAAGCGCUCUCCCAUGGGCGCCAUCAGUGUGAGCCCACGGGCCUCCCUCUCAGAGCAGCAGUACCAGCAGCUGGCCCUGGACACACUGGAGGAGCUGGACUGGUGUCUGGACCAGCUCGAGACCAUCCAGACCCACCGCUCUGUCAGCGAGAUGGCCACCAACAAGUUCAAGCGGCUGCUGAACCGGGAGCUGUCGCACCUGUCAGAGAUGAGCCGCUCGGGGAACCAGGUGUCCGAGUACAUCUCCAGCACCUUCAUGGACAAGCAGAACGACGUGGAGCUUCCGUCCCCCACGCUGAAGGACAAGCCCAUGAGCCACAUCAUUGGGGUCCGCAAACUGUCCCACAGCUCCAGCCUGUCUAGCAGCUCCGUGCCCAGGUUCGGGGUGAGCACGGAGCGGGAGGACGAGCUGGCCAAGGAGCUGGAAACCAUGGACAGGUGGAACUUCAACAUCUUCAGAGUGGCAGAGCUGAGCAAUAACAGACCCCUGAGCUGCAUCAUGUACGCCAUCUUCCAGGAGAGAGAGCUGCUGAAGACCUUUCGGAUCCCUGUGGACACCUUUGUGACCUAUGUGAUGACCCUGGAGGACCAUUAUCAUGGCAGUGUGGCCUACCACAACAGUCUGCAUGCAGCCGAUGUGACGCAGUCCACUCACGUGUUGCUGUCCACUCCGGCCCUGGACGCGGUGUUCACUGACCUUGAGAUCCUGGCUGCUCUGUUUGCUGCUGCCAUCCAUGACGUGGACCAUCCCGGGGUCUCCAACCAGUUCCUCAUCAACACCAAUUCGGAGCUGGCCCUCAUGUACAACGAUGAGUCCGUGCUGGAGAACCACCACCUGGCCGUGGGCUUCAAGCUGUUGCACCAGGACAACUGCGACAUCUUCCACAACCUGACCAAGAGGCAGCGACAGAGCCUCCGCAAGCUCGUCAUCGACAUGGUGCUGGCCACAGACAUGUCCAAACACAUGACGCUGAUGGCCGACCUCAAGACCAUGGUGGAGACCAAGAAGGUGACAAGCUCUGGGGUCCUGCUGCUAGACCACUACACUGAGCGCAUACAGGUGCUGCGGAACAUGGUGCACUGUGCAGACCUGAGCAACCCCACCAAACCCCUGCCCGUGUACCGCCAGUGGACCGAACGCAUCAUGGAGGAGUUCUUCAGACAGGGUGACAAGGAGAGGGAGCGAGGGAUGGAGAUCAGUGCAAUGUGCGACAAACACACAGCCUCAGUGGAAAAGAGCCAGGUGGGCUUCAUUGACUACAUCGUGCACCCUCUGUGGGAGACGUGGGCCGACCUGGUGCACCCGGACGCGCAGGAGUUGCUGGAUACUCUGGAAGACAACCGUAACUGGUAUCUCCAAGCCGUGCCGCAGUCGCCCUCCCCUCCGCCCGACCGUCACCUCCAGCAUGACCGCUUCCACUUCGAGCUCACCCUGGAGGACCUGCGCCACAACAACCACAACCACCAUCCAUGCAACCACAAGCACCGGGACCACGGCGACGCUGGCCCGGGCGCCAAUGGACAGGUUGCGAGUGGAAGGGAAGGGGGUGGAUGUGACGAGAACCACAACGGGCUGCGCGAGGAGGAGGAAGAAGAGGGAGGGGUAAAGCCAAGUCAGCGUCUAGAUGAAGAUGAGGCAUCAGAGGAAGUAGCGAGGAAAAGAAAAGCAAUGGACGAAUGCCGUAACGGAGAGGGACUUGCUGAGGAGAGAGAAGGGGAGGGAGUGGUGUGUAAAGGGGAGGGACUUAUGGAGGAGUGGGCGGAUCAAAAUGAGGAGUUGGAGCUAAAUGGUGAGGAGGAGGGGGUAAAUGAAGGGGCGGUAGUUGAAGGAGGGCAAAGUGAAACGUUGGAAAAAUGCAAUACCAUAGCGCAAAAUGUAGAGGAAAGUGAAGGGGAGGAGCUACACAAUGAAGGGGAGGAGCUACACAAUGAAGGGGAGGAGCUACAUGUACAAACGGAGGAGCAAACAGAAGGAGAAGGGCUUUCGGAAGAAGGGCUCGAAGAUGAGACAGAGGGACUCAAGUCGGUAGAGGAAAACCCAGAAGAGAGGGAAGGGGAGGACUCUGCCUGUGAGGGGGAGAGUGGCAUGGGUAUACAUGAAGAAGGGGAGGGGUUACACGAGGAAGGGGAGGGGCUACACGAGGAAGGGGUGGGGGUGGCUGACAAGCAGGAGGCACUAGAGGAAGACAAGGACAGCGAAGUGAUGGAGCCCUGUGAGACUGGAGAGGAACAUUUGAAUGGGGGAGUUGGGGAGGAGACUGUGUGUGAGGGGGAGGGGCUUAUUGAGGACUCCGUGGAGCAAAGUGAAGAAAAUGAAGUGGAGGAGGGGGAGGAAGGGGAGGAGAGCUGA
Molecule: messenger RNA, 2967 nt
Organism: Knipowitschia caucasica
Lineage: Eukaryota; Metazoa; Chordata; Actinopteri; Gobiiformes; Gobiidae
Source: the annotation of a GenBank genome assembly